AUGUUAAAUUUACCUAUUGGCGUUGAUGUUUAGAUGAUCCAAAAAAAUAAGCUAUUUUAAAAAUUUAUGCAAUAACAAUAGCAAGAAACUUAAUAAAAACCUUAAAUUUAAUAAAAAACAUACAAUAAAUCAAAUCAUGAUUCUAUUGAGGAUUAGAAAUAUUCUUAAGAGAAAAUGGAAGAGAGUUCCAUCUAUUAAGAUUUUGCAAAUUUCGCUAAAGCUACUAAUUAUAAGCAAUCAUCACCAUAUAAUUAUAAUAGGCAAUAAUAACAAUAAAUUGUUUAGUUGAAUCAAAAUUAAGGAAAUAAUAUGAAUUAAGAAGUUAAGGAUUUGUAAUUUAAGAAUAAAUCCUUAUUGCAGUAGAACUCUAUUUUAUAACAAUAGUUGAUAGAUCUUUAAUAAGUUAUUCAUAGAUAAACAAUUGAUUUAGAUAUAUAAAAAAACGAGAUUUUGAAUUAAAAGAGAGUUGUGUAGGAAUAAUAAAUAGAAAUUGAGUAAUUAAGAAGGUAACUAUAAGAAAAGAGAAACAGUAGUUUAGAAAAAACUAGAUAAUUUACAAUAGUUCAAACUUAAUUGAUAUAAUCAAACCAAAUGGUAGAAAAACUAAUUUCUUAAUUAAUGAAUUAAGAGUCAUAAUUAAGUGUAAAAAUAUUAAAUUAUAUGAAUAGUUAUAUCGAUAAACAUAGAUUAAUUUUCCGAAAAUGGAUAAUUUAUAGUUCAAUGUAGAUUAAAAUAAAUCGAAUUUGAUGAAUGCCUAAAAUCUUCUAAAUAAUCCAUCUAUAUCAUAGACAUAUCCAACUUAAUACCAAUAGGCAAAUUCAUAGUUACAAUAGCAGAUCCCUUAAAGUAUUAGUUAAUAACAUUAAUCUUAAUUUGCUAUAUAAUAAUAACAACCGAUUUAAAUUUCAUAAUAAUAGUAAUAAUAAAAUCCAAAUCCUGUCAGUUAGCCAACAAAAUAAUAACAAUAAUUGGAAGCUGAUACCUCAUAUGAACGCUAUUUAAUGCAUAAAAGGGGAAGACAUUGA
Messenger RNA from Paramecium sonneborni, 1025 nucleotides. The record is from the annotation of a GenBank genome assembly. NCBI's taxonomy places the organism in Eukaryota, Ciliophora, Oligohymenophorea, Peniculida, Parameciidae.